AUGUCUUGCGGGAGCCCACAGCUCCGGCUUCUGAUAUUCCGGCGGCCCCAGCGCGCCCCUUCCCCUUAUUCUUCUUCUUCUACUACUGCAACGAUGGCAUCAAAUCACCUCUUCUCCGAUAAGUUAAGCCGAUUUGCUUCUCUUUCCCCUUCACUCAAUGUAAUAGAGAUGAGAAGGCGGAAUCGCGCUGAACUCAUGCGCUUUCGAAGCUUCAUGGCCAAAGAUGAGAGUGCUGCGGCCAUUUCUACAAAUUAUGAAGAGAGUAAUGGAAUUUCAGCAGAGGAAUCUAUUCGUGGAAAUGAAGACAAGAACAGAACUAGUAAUGUUCUUGUUUGCCAGUCCUCUCACAUCGACCUGAAGGAGAAGAAGAAGAAGGAAAAUUUUGAUUUUUCUUUAUCUGCUGCUGCUCAAAUAUUUCGAACUGUUAUUCUCAGAAAGAGAAGAUACACAAGCAUGAACCCUCCUGUUAAGUACUGGACAAACAUUUUCAAAUGUUUGAGUAAUGUUAUCAUACAUGAAUUUCUCUGUAUAGAUAGGUGGAGUUUUGAUGAAUGCGGGAUUAAAAUGAAGAUCCAUCAGAUCCUUAGGGAAGAAGGCCCUCGUACACACUCCUCAAAAAAGGGAACCCCAACUAUGGGUGGCUUGUUCUUUAUUCCAAUUGGCAUUGCCGUUGCAAGUAAAAUGUCUAAUUAUAACUCUUGGCUAGUUUAUGGAUCAAUUUUAGCAACUCUUGCAUUUGCAGCAAUUGGUUUAAUUGAUGAUCUCUUAAGUUGUAUUAAGGGUCACAAUUAUGGCCUCCCAGGAUGGAUUAAAUUUAGUUUACAGGUUGCAGUUGGAGCAUAUUUUUCUUUCUGGUUGGACUCAGUGCAUACUUCAAUGCCCUACGAUAUGAAAUUAUCAGUUCAACUCCCUCAGCCAUUUGGCCACGUAUAUUUGGGAAAAUAUUACCUUGCUUUGACGACAUUCUGCUUUGCUUCUAUGGGCAAUGGGGUUAAUUUGACUGACGGACUUGAUGGUUUGGCUGGAGGAGUUGCUGCAUGGGCAUUUAUAGGCAUGUCAAUUGCUAUUCUUGCAAUAUCUCCUGAUCUUGCAAUAUUAGGAGCAUCAAUGGCUGGCGCUUGUGUAGGCUUUUUAUUUCACAACAGAUACAAGGCUUCUAUAUUUAUGGGUGAUACUGGCUCCUUGGGCUUGGGUGGAGCACUUGCUACAAUGGCUUGUUGCACAGGAAUGUUUUUGCCAUUAUUUAUAUCCUCUGGUGUCUUUGUCAUGGAAGUACUAUCUGUCAUUUUGCAGGUGCUUUUCAUGAAGGUCACUGGAAAGUUGUUUGGAGUUAGACGACGAAUCUUUCGAAUGUCACCGAUUCACCACCACUUCGAAUUAUGUGGCUACAAGGAACCAGUUAUUGUUGCAAGUGCAUACUUCAUCUCAUGCAUUUUGGCCUUAAUUGCUGGAUAUAUUGGUAUUAUUUCAACUUGAAUCAAAUAUAUGUACUACUUCUGUUCUCCACAGCCAUAAUCUAAGACUGCUACAGCACCAAUUCUCCUAUUACAUGUACUGCCAUAUCUCAACUUUAGGUCAUAGAAGCCUCUAAUAAGCAGCAUAAGCCAUCAAUCAGCAGAUGACUAAGAGAUUUUGGCAUGUUUCAGUAUAAUUGUAUUCAAAGCUCUCAAAUAUUAA
This is a messenger RNA of Dendrobium catenatum, 1677 nucleotides long. Its product is annotated as phospho-N-acetylmuramoyl-pentapeptide-transferase homolog. The transcript is spliced from 8 exons. Gene Ontology annotation, cellular component: membrane. Gene Ontology annotation, biological process: cell wall organization; cell wall macromolecule biosynthetic process. The record is from RefSeq and is a predicted model, not a curated record. Bases 1 to 1476 code for a protein of 491 amino acids. Gene Ontology annotation, molecular function: phospho-N-acetylmuramoyl-pentapeptide-transferase activity. NCBI's taxonomy places the organism in Eukaryota, Viridiplantae, Streptophyta, Magnoliopsida, Asparagales, Orchidaceae.